AUGGAGAUCAUAAUUCAACUUUUUUUCUUCAAAACCAUCAAUUCUAGAAGAAACCGAGAUAAAAUUCUAUCUAUAACCAGAGUAGAUGGGACUACAUCCAAUGAGCCUGAGGGGAUCCAGCAUAUUGUUAUCCACCAUUUCCAAUCCAUUCUUGGCAAUAGUUCUUCAUAUGCACAAUACAGGUAUAGGGAGCUUCAUAACUUUUCAUGGAGACAACUUUCAGAUGAACAAGUUUUGCAUCUUUCUAUUCCUAUCACUGAGGAUGAGAUCAAGAGGGCAUCUUUCUCUAUUCACUCCAACAAAGCCCCAG
Ilex paraguariensis (yerba mate) is the source of this 310-nucleotide messenger RNA. NCBI's taxonomy places the organism in Eukaryota, Viridiplantae, Streptophyta, Magnoliopsida, Aquifoliales, Aquifoliaceae. The record is from the annotation of a GenBank genome assembly.